Molecule: messenger RNA, 1059 nt
Organism: Metopolophium dirhodum (rose-grain aphid)
Lineage: Eukaryota; Metazoa; Arthropoda; Insecta; Hemiptera; Aphididae
Exons: 6
Coding region: 1-1059 (352 amino acids)
Source: RefSeq, a predicted model, not a curated record
AUGGACAAUAGUGAAAUAAAAGUUAUUUUAUCCGAGAGAGGAAAAGAAUUAGCCAAUAAAGGCAAGUAUUACGUGAAAAUUGUAAAAGACGUGCUGAAGACUGAAGAGUCACUAUCAACUCAACCUUUAAAGUUGAUUAGAAGUGAACUUUUAAAUAAACAAUCUUCAAUUGUUCAUAAAGAUUUAAAAACGGUUCGUAAAGCUAUGUACGAUAGACGACGAAAAGUACUUCCCAAAUUGCCUAAGUCACCGGAAGACGUUUUUUUACAGUUGAAUUUAAUGAAAACUCAAGAUGAUCUUAAGUUUUGUGGACAACCAUUCAUACAUAUUCCCGAAGACAAUAGUUUUGUAUGCAUUACUUCUGAUUUCAACCUACUAUUUAUGAUUAAGCAUGAUUGUAUUGAUUUUUUCGCCGAUGGAAGUCAGUUCAUAUUAAAAAAAUUACACGUUGACUUUGAAAAGGCAGCCCACCAAGCCGCGUAUGAAGUUUUUGAAAAUGUACAAUUAAUAGCUUGUCGAUUUCAUUUAGGACAAUCAUGGUGGCGAAAAAUAAACAGCGAUUCUAUUCUCAGAAUAGCCUAUAAAAAAGAAAACGACGAACUAGGAAAUUGGCUUAAGAGUUUUUUUGGGUUAGCUUUUUUACCUAAUCAUGAAGUAGCCGAUGCAUUCGUCGAACUCAUGAGUGUCUGCCCAAAUGAUAAAGUCUGCUCAGAAUUUAGCGAUUAUGUUUUCAAUAAUUAUAUAGAUGAUGAAUCUCCAUUUCCCCCAAAUAUAUGGGCUAAAGAACCUAUGUUUGAUCCAAGGACAACCAACGCUGUUGAAAGUUUUCAUAGAACUUACAAUUCACAAUUUUAUAAGUCUCACCCACACAUACACUUGGUAAUUAUGGUUUUACAAGAAACGCAAGCUGAAACGAUGACAAAAAUUCGGUCAAUUGAAACCGACAGUUAUAAAAGUAUGAGUUUUAUUGAAAUAUGUUUGGUUAACUGCUGGCUGGCUGUUGUUUUGACGAAGAAGACUGUUCUGCUGCUGGCUACUCUUGGAACUGCUGUUGCUUGA